Messenger RNA from Cotesia congregata, 1182 nucleotides. Lineage: Eukaryota; Metazoa; Arthropoda; Insecta; Hymenoptera; Braconidae. The record is from the annotation of a GenBank genome assembly.
AUGGGAAAAGCUAAGAAAGUUCGUGUUUCAAAGGGUGAUACUCUUCCAGCAAAAGUACCUCUAGCAGAUCAACUUGAAGGAGAUGGUAUUGUUAAAUCCAAAAAUCGUAAUAAAAUACGUUUCCGGGCUGAAGAAGAUGAGGAAUUUAUUAAUCCAAAAGUAUCCAGUAGAGUUAUUAAGUUAACAAAUCAGCAGCGAAAAGAAGAAGAAAGUGAAGAUGAAAAAAGUAACGAAGGAAAAAAAGCUCUGCUAACUCUUGACGAAGAUGAAGAAGAGUAUAAAAUGAGUGAUGAUGAACAAGUCACCGGGAAUGAAUACUACGAUGACAUUAAAAUCGACGAACAAGAUGAAAGAGCGCUGGAGUUGUUCAUGGACCGGGGUAGAGCACCGACUAGGACACUCGCCGACAUAAUCCUUGAGAAGUUAGAGGAGAAAAAAACGGAAAUCCAGUCCCAGUUUUCUGAAAUAGGCUCCAUACAGAUGGACGACAUGCACCCGCUUUUAAAAGAGUCUUUUGAAAAAAUGAAGCCAAUAUUAUCUGUGUACAGAAGCGGUGCAUUGCCGAAAUUAUUUAAGUUCAUACCUUCUAUGAAAAACUGGGAACAAGUACUUUACAUACUAGACCCGCCCAGCUGGACAGCCGCUGCUAUGUACCAAGCUACACGUAUCUUUGCUUCGAAUCUCAAGGAAAAUAUGGCGCAGAGGUUUUAUAACUUAGUUUUGCUUCCGCGUGUCAGAGAUGAUUUGGCAGAGUACAAACGUUUGAACUUCCAUUUGUAUCAAGCGGUCAGGAAGGCUUUGUAUAAACCCAGAGGGUUCAUGAAAGGCUUCCUCUUGCCGCUUUUGGAGUCCGGUGACUGCACUCUGAGAGAAGCUAUUAUCAUCGGAUCAAUAGUUGCUAAAAACUCGAUUCCUAUGUUGGAGUCAGCGGCUGCUCUGUUGAAAAUUGCGGAGAUGGGGUACACUGGAGCUAAUAGUAUUUUUAUUAGAAUAUUUUUGGAUAAAAAAUACGCUUUGCCCUACCGUCGUUACAAGAGUGACAUUAGUUCAGAGCAAAAAGAAGCGCUGUUGGAAUUAUUGAAGCGACAAUAUCAUCAUACACUUACUCCAGAAAUACGACGAGAGUUACAACACGCAAAGUGCCGCGAUGUUGAAGGUAUCGAGCCCAUGGAAGCGAAUUAA